Messenger RNA from Pleuronectes platessa (European plaice), 7036 nucleotides. RefSeq names its product laminin, alpha 5 (gene lama5). The record is from RefSeq and is a predicted model, not a curated record. Gene Ontology annotation, cellular component: basement membrane. The transcript is spliced from 42 exons. Gene Ontology annotation, molecular function: signaling receptor binding; extracellular matrix structural constituent. The coding region runs from base 1 to 5964 and encodes 1987 amino acids. Gene Ontology annotation, biological process: cell adhesion; axon guidance; regulation of cell adhesion. NCBI's taxonomy places the organism in Eukaryota, Metazoa, Chordata, Actinopteri, Pleuronectiformes, Pleuronectidae.
AUGGCGCUGGACAAAGGGUCCGAGCAGCAGGUCACUAACCAGCAGGUCCAAAUAGAACAGUGGCCACUAGAGAACAGCUGGAGCAGCUUGAGGAGCAGGACUGUGGCCUCCUGCCUCCAGAUGUUCACCGUCCACCAUGAUGCUGACACUCAGGUGCGGAUGAUGGCGCGCGGCGCCCCGCUGCUGCUGUGGCCGCUGCUGCUGCUCUGCGGGCGGCUGGUCGCGGCCCAGCGGCUCCAGAGCUCCGGGCUGAACGGCUUCAGCCUCCACCCGCCGUACUUCAACCUGGCCGAGGGCACGAAGAUCACCGCCAGCGCGACCUGCGGGGAGGACGAGGCCGGCAGGUCGCUGCGGGACCUGUACUGCAAGCUGGUGGGAGGCCCGGUGUCCGGGGACCCGAGCCAGACCAUCCAGAAAUGUGCUCCUGGUUUCUACAGAGACACCAUCGGCCUGUUCCUGGGGAAGUGUGUCCCCUGCGCCUGUCAUGGACACUCGGACCUGUGUGAGGACGGCUCGGGACGCUGUGUGGACUGUCAACACAACACGGUCGGCGACCACUGUGAGACGUGUCAGGGGGGGUUCCUGGGCAACAACAGCCUGGACGGACAGGCGGUGUCCUGCUCCAGUUGUCCCUGUCCCCUGAGGGUCUCGUCCAACAAUUUUGCGGAGGGCUGUGUGCAGAGGAGCGACAGGAUGCAGUGUCUGUGUAUGCCCGGUUACGCUGGACCAAAUUGUGAAAGGUGCGCCCCUGGUUUCUACGGCAACCCCAUGGUGCUGGGCAGCCGGUGCCAGCCCUGUCGUUGCCACGGCAACACGGACCCCAACAUGCUGUUCACCGACUGUCACCCGCUGACGGGCGAGUGCCUGAGCUGCAUGCACCACACCGGGGGGGCGCUCUGCGACCUCUGCGCCCCCGGGUUCUACGGAGACGCCAUCUCCGCCAAGAACUGCACCGAAUGCAGCUGUUCUCCGUGUGGCACCGACUCCUGUGACCCUCACACGGGCGAGUGUCGCUGCAAAGCCGGAGUCACCGGGCCGCGCUGCGACCGCUGCCAGGACGGCUCCUUCGGCUUCGACUCGUGCUCCGGGUGUCUCCAGUGUGAGUGCGCGGCGGCGGCGGCCCUGGUGACGGCCUGCGACCCGCUGAGCGGGCGGUGCGCCUGCCGGCCCGGGGUCAACGGGCCUCAGUGCCGACAGUGCGCUCCCGGCUUCUGGAGCUACGGAGCUGACGGAUGCAAGAAGUGCGAGUGUCGGGGGGGGCGCUGCGACCCGCGCACCGGGGAGUGCCGCUGCCCGGACGGGAUGACGGGGAAGCAGUGUGACGUCUGCUCGCACAAACACAACGUCCUCGUGGAGGACACACACGGGACGCACUGUGAAACGUGUGACGGCUGCGUCCUCGUGCUGCUGGAGGAUCUGGACAAGAUGAGCAACAACUUCAGCUCCGUCAGCGCUCAGCUGAAGAACCUGAACGCCAGCUCCAUCGCCUGGGCCCAGCUGAACGCCCUGAACCAGUCUGUGGACGACAUCGCCGCUGCGAUACAGAACUACAACAGUUCUCUGGACGAGAGCCGGAGUCGAGCCGACAUGUUGGACGCUGAGAUCAUGAUCAUCAAUGAUGAUAUUAAUGAGCUGCAGGACAAGGCGUCAGUGACUAGUGAGCGAGUCGACGGUCUACAGAACAGUACCACCGACACACACCAGAGGGCGCAGGAUCUCCUCCUGUUCAUCCACAACCUCACUAUGGAUAUAAACGACGUCUUACUGAUGUCCAACCGGUCGUGGAGCAACGAGACGGAGGCCGAGCAGGACGUGGAGGAGCUGGAGAGGAAGAUGAGGGAGGUGCAGGCCAUGCUGAGGGAGAUGAGGAGCAGGAGCUGUGUGGGACAGAAGAAAGUGGCCGACAGAGAGAGGACGCAGGCAGAGAAACUGUUGCAGCGCGUUCACAAGGAGUUGGCCGAUCGUCAGGGACAAAACAACAACCUGACCCAGUCCAUCAGGGACGGUCUGUCCCACUUCCUGUCUGAGAUGAUGGACCUGCGAGACGCCCUGAACGAGGCCGUCAACAACACGGCGAGAGCCACAGAGGUCAACAACGCCAACGAGAAGACGCUGGAGGACAAUCAGAGGAAGAUGGACGACCUGCUGUCCCAGCAGAAGGAGGUGACCGUCCAGCUGGACAUGGCUGAAGAGGACGUGGCCCAGGUCAACGACCUCCUGUCCACGCUGCAGGACUCCAAAGAGGAGUACGAGCGCCUGGCGGCUCAGCUGGACGGAGCCCGGACGCCGCUGCUGAAGAAGGUGCAGGAGUUUGCGUGGGUGGAGAACAGGAUCCCCCUGGUGGAGGAGGCGGAGAAGCACGCCGCGCUGCUGGACGCUUUAGCAUCGAACCUCAGCAGUUUGGUUGAAGAGACGAAGACGAACAGGAUCGUGGACGUGACUCAGAUCUACAACAAGAUCCUCACCAGCAUCCAGGAGGCGGAGCAGGCCGCCAAGAGGGCCGGCCGGGCCGCCAACGCCACCUUGGAGAGCGUGAAGAACCAGGACCUCGGGCAGAUCGCAGUCGCUCUGAGGAACCACAGUGUGGACCUGAAGGACGAAGUGGAGAAGCUCGAUGAGGAACUCAACAACGAUCUGAAGCCGCAGCUCGACGAGGCUGAGAGACGACUGAAGGAAGCAAAACACAAACAGACUCAAGUGAUGAAGGAUCUGGAGACGGUUCAGAACAACCUCCUCUUCACCUCGAAUGUGAGUCAGCAGAUCCUCGAGGCGAAGGCGGCGGCCGACCUGGCGAACACCUCGGCCAAUCAGGUCCACGACGCCCUGCGGCCAAUCAGGGAGCAGCUGGACCAAUGGGAGCAGACGUACGGAGACGUCAACGCCUCCAACGACGACAUCAACAAGGCGCUGAUGGACGCCAAUCAGACCAUGCUCGAGCUCGGGGCCACGAUUCCCAGUCUGCUGACCAAGCUGGACGUCCUCCAGAACCAGUCCAUCCUGAUGCCCAACAUCUCCGAGAACAUCAACCGCAUCCGGGAGCUCAUCCAGGAGGCGCGCAACGCCGCCAGCAAGGUGAGCGUCCCUGUGAAGUUCAAUGGAGCUUCAGGGGUCCAGGUGAGGACUCCCUCUAACCUGGCCGACCUGGCUGCCUACACGUCUCUGAAGAUGUUCAUCACGCUGCCGGAGGGGACUCGGUCCAGAAGACAGGGGGACGGCCCCCAGCAGUUUGUCUUCUACCUCGGCAACAAGGACUCCAGUAAGGAGUUCCUGGGCAUGGCUCUGGACGGGAAGCAGCUUCAUUGGUUCUUUAACGUUGGAGGAGAAACUGCUGAGGUGACGAUGCGUGAAGACGUGAAGUCGGAUGGAUUCUUCCACACCGUCGGGCUGGAGAGGAUCCUGCAGUACGGUCAGAUGUCCAUGUCCUCUGAGGCCACGGGGGGGGACCAGAGUGUCACUAAAGCUGGCACCGAGGCCUCAGGGGACCAGGGGCUCCUCAACCUGCUGACCGACGAGACCGUCUUCUACGUGGGGGGGUACCCCAGCACCUUCAAACCCCCCCCCCAGCUCGACCUGUCCAAGUUCAAGGGCUGCAUCGAGCUGGACACGCUGAACGAGGAGGUGCUCAGUCUCUACAACUUUGAGAACAUCUUCCAGCUCAACACCACCGAGGAGAAGCCGUGUGGCAGGCCGAAGCCGGUACUGACUCAGGCGUGGGUGAAUGACGCGUCGUACUUCGACGGCACCGGAUUCGCUGAGAUCACCUUCACCGUGGAAUCACCUCGCAUGCAGCGCUUCGAACAGGAAGUGAAGCUGCUGUCCCAGCGAGGCAUCCUGCUGCUGCUGCAGAACCAGAACCACUUCCUGUGUCUGGCUGUGCUGAACGGCCAGCUGAAGGUGUUCUAUGAUUUCACUGAUGAACUGGUGGAACUGGAUCCCAAAGAACCAGACUCAGAGUUCCUGCUGGUCAGCGACGCCGAGCCCAAAGCUCUGGAGGUCAUCAUCCUGCAAGGCACCUCGAACCGCAUCGUGGUGAGGAACAACCGGGUGAACCUCUACAUCCACUCGUUCACCGAGAAGAUCCCUUCAUUCAGCGGCAGCUACUACCUGGGAGGAGUUCCAAAAGACAAGAUCCCAGACCAGCUGAAGACCAUGUUCCCCAAGCAGGGUUCUCUGAAGGGCUGCUUCAGGAACGUCAAGGCCUACAGCUCCCACGUGGACCUGAAGAGGAUGAAGAGCUCCGGAGUCAGUUUUGGAUGUGACGGUGAUCUGCUGGUGGCUCGUGAAGCUCACUUCUCCGGUCAGAGCUUCUUGGAUCUGGCUCUGACCAACGUCCCGAGUCUCAGGGACAACUUCUAUGUCAGCUUCAGCUUCAGGACCGACAAGAAGGAGGGCCUGAUGUUCUACCACCAAGAUAAGGACGGAGAGUGUGAGGUUCUCCUGAACGAGGGCCGGGUGGUGGUGAGAGCCGACAAGAGGGAGAUGGUGACCCUGAAGACCUACAACGAUGCCAACAGCCACUACGUCUCCAUCUACAUCAACUCCACCGGGAUGCGUCUGUACAUGGACGACGUGCUGGAGAAGGGCAAGGAGGGAAUCCGUAUCAACACCAGGGGGCGCUCACCGCUCACCUCAGGGGUCAGCACCUUCCUGGGAGGAACCCCCGACCAGACCAGCACCAACCUCACCGGGUGCAUCAGCAACGUCUUCAUCAAGAGGGACACGAGUCCUCAGGCGGUUCAGAACCUGCUGAAGGUGAACAAGAACGUGAACGUCCCUCUGGGUUGUCCCGCCGCCGCCAAGCCUCAGCAGAUCCUCGCUGCACAGCCCAAACACAACAAGGCCAAGAAGCACAAGAAGCCCUCGGGGUCUCGUAGCCGUAACACCAGGGAGUCGUGCCAGGGGGCGCCGUCGGACCAGGAGAGCGGAGCGACGCACUUCAGUGGCUCCGCCCACAGCCACCAGAGAUAUGACGCUCUGCCCAGGUCGCUCAGCUCCAUGCCUCACGUCUCCAUGUCUCUGAGGAUCAACUCUUCUGAGGGCCUGGUGCUGCAGGCCGGCGGCGGGCCGAGCGGGGGGGCGGUCCUGUCCCUCAGCGUGUCCGGCGGCCGCCUGCUGCUGCUGCUGGACGCCGGCAAGAGGAAGCUCAGCCUGCGCAGCCGCAGGAAGUACGAUGACGACCGGUGGCACACGGUGUUCGUGAAGCGCGAGGGACAGAAGCUCGUCCUGAUCGUGGACGGGAUCGACGCUCAGUCCAAGAAGCUUCCUGGAGGAGACCGGGCUCGAGUCGCCGGGCCGCUGUAUGUGGGAGGAGCUCCGCCCACACUGAUGGCUCCAGGAGGUUUCACCGGCUGUGUGAAGGACCUGAGGCUGAACGAGGCCCCUGCAGGAAGCCCCUCCUACAGCCAGGGGGCGGUGCCCUGCUUCCAGAACCCUCUGCAGCCCGGGGCCUACUUCUCUGGAGAGGGGGGGCACAUGGCUCUAGAUGAGUCCUUGGUUCUUGGUCGGGAUCUUGAGAUCCAGUUGGAGGUUCGACCCGUCUCGGACUCUGGGCUCCUGUUGCAUGCUGGGACAUCAGCUGACCAACACCUGAGUCUGGUCCUCAGUCAGGGAGAGGUGACGGUCUCAGUAAAAAGUGGUAAAGGUGAGUUCUCGGCCUCCUUCACUCCUGAGGAGCCUCUAUGUAACGGACACUGGCACACGAUCACAGUGGUGAAGAAGAACAACGUCCUGCAGCUGCACGUGGACGCAGCCAGCGAGCUCAGUGUCGGGCCCAGACAGAGCCGCACCGCGGGGGGGAAGGAGGGCGUCUACCUGGGGGGGAAACCUGGAGGCGCCACUGUUCCCGGUCUGCCUGCCUUCCACGGCUGCAUCCGGUCGGUGUCGGUGAACCACCGAGCUGCCGUGUUGUCCAAGCCGCUCUCUGUGCACGGAGCAGUGGGAACACGGGGCUGCCCAGUCGUAUAAACCAGUCUUAUCUUCACAUUCCACAACUGCAGAUUAAUGGUGGUGGGUGUCAUGUUACUGUAGCUAAUUUAAAAUAUGUAUUAAUAUUUAUUGUAUAUUGUCAGAAAAUAUAUAUUUUAUAAUUCCGUUUGUCGUCGCAGUAGUGCUGGUUUGUUUUUGUGUUGCAGGUAGAGAUGCACUGACACGAUUUCAAAUACUCUCUAAAUUCAUAAAUCAAUGAGUGUUUCCUAUAUUCAAUUUAAUCGAUUAGUGUCGAGUUGUAAAUAAACACAACGCGGAUUGAUUUUCCUACUUCAUCAGUGAAGAAUUGAUUUUAGCUCUGAUAAACUUCCUGUGGCUCCAAAACUGUUCCUGAGUUGAACUGUAUUGAAGCACAGGAUGUUAACAUCUGUGUGUCGUGCGUCUCCAGAAGAGAAUAUUAAGAAUGAUCCUGAGUCUGUACACUGUGACCCUCUGAAGGGGGUGUGGCCUCUGACACUGACCUGGACUCAGAUUUUAAUCAUUACCUUUUAACACACUGGUGAUAUUUGAUCUUCUAUAUCAGUUUCUGCAGAUUUCACCAAAUUAAAUUUAAGACUUUUAAAACCAUAACGGAUUAAAUUUAAGAUAAAUAACUUCAACUGAGACGGAUCAGAAGGUUCUCCAGUCUCUGGAUCAGUUAACAAGUGAAGGUGAAGCAGCAGGAGGAGAACCUGGAAACACCACGUUGUGUCUCAGGAUCUGAAUCAGGCUGAGUGAACUGAGAUCAGUGUGUUCAUAUCUGUAUCACUCAGAAACCCUGGAGAAGAUUGUGUUCAUAUCUUUCAGUCUUUUCACAAAUCAAAUGUAUUUGAAGUUUUUUUUCUUGCUUUGCUUUGUGAUAACGAGUUUCACUUGUUGAGUCAAAUCCACGUCCCAGUGGCCGAGCUGUCCCAUGAGGCGUCUCCCUCUGUCCUCUAUGUAAACAUGUACCCAGUGUGUGUGACGCGUGUUGUAUAACCUUUUAAAAACAUCUCACAGAAAGAAUAAGCUGCCCCCCCCCCCUCACAUGUGUUGUAAAUGCAUUUCUAAAUAAAGGAUGUUUUCAUAUAAA